This is a messenger RNA of Pseudozyma flocculosa PF-1, 1770 nucleotides long. RefSeq lists its product as uncharacterized. The record is from RefSeq and is a predicted model, not a curated record. Lineage: Eukaryota; Fungi; Basidiomycota; Ustilaginomycetes; Ustilaginales; Ustilaginaceae. The coding region runs from base 1 to 1770 and encodes 589 amino acids. The transcript has a single exon.
AUGCCACCCAAGACCAAAGCCGACGACGACGCCUCGCCAUCCGCGGGCGGCGCCGUUUCGCCCCUGCCCGAGCCCUCCUCCUCCUCGUCGAACAUCACCACCACACCGCUGCCAGGCAUACAGACACGCUCUGCGACCUCUGACGCGGGUAAGACGGUCACGAUGUCCGACCUCAUGGAAGCCCUCGGCAAGGCCCUGGCCAAACAGAAGACGGACAUCACCAAGUCGGUGAAUGCAGCCAUCCGCCCGCUCUCCGAACGCCUGACCGCCCUCGAGACGGACUCCGACCCCGCGCACUCGCCCACUGUACCGAGCGCCGUCGAACGCCGUCAAGCUGCCCAGCGCGAACUCGAAGCUGAACGUCGCCGCUUCAACGAGUCCCGCCUCGAGAUCCUGGCCCGCCACAACCUCCAGGCGACGGACGAGGAAACGGACGACCUCAAUCCCCAUGACCCCGCCACCAUUCCCUAUCGUGACAGGCCUCUUCCGCCGCACCUCAAGCCGGUCGGCCGCGACACCUCCAAUCAUGGCCGAGAAACAACCCCGGCACCAAGGUACAGCACCCGCUCGCCGGGCCCAGGCCUGGCCCGUCCGGAAAGGACUGCAUCCACGCCAGCGUUCCGCUACGACUCCGCGGCCGCGGCCGGCUACCCCAGCCGCUCAGCGCAUUUCGUCGACGAGGACGACGACGACGAGAUCGCUGCACAGCCGAGCAUACAGCCGACCCGCGCCGCCUCAGCCUCGACCAUCGCGCCCUCAUCAGGCCGCAGGUUCAACGUCAAGGCCGAGCAGAUCGGAACCUUCGACGGAGCGCCCGAGAACCUCGAUUACUUUGUCAACCGCGUCGAGAGCCUCCUCGCGCACCACGACUACGACCCAGACUACGUCUUGGCCAUCAUCGACGUGCUGCCGCUCUGCUUCAAAGACUCCGCGGCCGAAUGGUUCCAGUACAUGCCGAUAUCGCAGCGUUCCGGCAUGCGGCUGGGCUGGUACCAGUGGAAGGACGCGCUUAGCAAGGCGUUCCGCCAGGACUACGACGCCGCCCGUCUACGUGCCAGCGAGCGCGCUUGGGACUGGCAGUCGGAGCCGGCCCCGCGCUACUACUUCAACAAGCUCGCGCUGCUAAAGGCCGCCCACCCCGAGUGGCGAGAUGCCGACCUCGUCUUCGAGCUCAUGAACGGCCUGCCACCGACGCUGAAGUGCCUGAUGCGCACCAAGAUCGACUCCAACUCCACGCCGGAGGAAUUCCUCAUCCAGCUCCGCGCCCAAGAGAGCCCCUGGAAGGAAGCCGAGGCAGACCGGAUGGCGUUGAAGAAGCGUCAGCAGUCGACGCCACAGCAACUGGGGUCCGCCCCCUCUCAGCCCACGACGCCGAGACGAUCACCGCCCUCGUCGCAGUCGUCCAACGCCUCCCCGUCGUCGGUCGCACGCCAGUCCAUCAUGCUCGACUACGACCCAAAGAACGUCUUUUACAAGAGCGUCGGAGGCAAGCAGACACGUCACUACCGCCUCCCACAGUCUGGCCGCGAGGUGCAACUCAAGUGGCCGUGCAAGAGGUGCGGAGAAGAUCACUUCGACUUCGAGCACGUCCAGCUCACGAGGCCCACCACGCCGGGAGAGCGAGCGGCCGCAGAGAUCCGCGCGAUGAAGGCAUACGGAUUCAACCUCCUCAGCGUAGACGACGACGAGGAAACGGAGCCCAGCACGAGUGACCACGACCUCACCGCGUCGGACGAGGGGGGCGACGAGACCGCGAAGUCUCUAAACUAG